Messenger RNA from Alosa sapidissima (American shad), 1118 nucleotides. It is a transcript of the gene napepld, whose product is annotated as N-acyl phosphatidylethanolamine phospholipase D. Gene Ontology annotation, biological process: N-acylethanolamine metabolic process; N-acylphosphatidylethanolamine metabolic process. Gene Ontology annotation, cellular component: cytoplasm; membrane-bounded organelle. The transcript has 2 exons. Bases 45 to 281 code for a protein of 78 amino acids. NCBI's taxonomy places the organism in Eukaryota, Metazoa, Chordata, Actinopteri, Clupeiformes, Clupeidae. The record is from RefSeq and is a predicted model, not a curated record. Gene Ontology annotation, molecular function: N-acylphosphatidylethanolamine-specific phospholipase D activity.
CUCCCUCUCUCCCUCCCUCCCUCUCUCUCGUUCUCAGAGGUAUCAUGCGUUCCCAGCAUGUGGACCCUGAGGAAGCGGUAAAGAUCCACAUGGACGUCCAGGCUAAACACUCCCUCGCUGUCCACUGGGGCACUUUCGCCUUAGCGUACGAGUAUUACCUGGAGCCCCCAGUGAAGCUGAGGGAGGCCAUGGAGCAACAAGGUCGCGACCCCGAGGAGUUCUUCACCCUCAACCAUGGAGAAUCACGCCUGCUCAACACCACACAGGACGUGUUUGACUGAGGAGAUGGAACACACACACACACACACGCACAAACACGCACACAGGCCAUGGAACAGCAAGGUCACGACCCCGAGGAGUUCACCCUCAACCACAGAGAAUCACGCCUGCUCAACACUACACAGGACGUGUUCGUACACACACACACACACACACACACGUACACACACACACACACACACACACACACACACACACACACAUACACACAGGCCAUGGACGACAGGGUAGUGACCCCAACGAGUUCCUCACCCUCAACCAUGGAGAAUCAUGCCAGCACACACACACAAAUAAACACACACACGGGAUGGAAGAUGUGUGCUAGUGUGCUUUCUAGCUGUAGGACUCUGAAAGCUGUAUCGCUGCUUCUACUACCAACAUCACUAUUAAUACUUUCCCAUGGCCAUGACCGACACACACACACACACACACACACUUUUCCCAUGGCCAUGACCGACACACACACACACACACUUUUCCCAUGGCCAUGACCGACACACACACACACACACACUUUUCCCAUGGCCAUGACCGACACACACACACAGGGAUUCUGUCUGAGUGCACUUAUGAGUGUGCACUUCUGUCUGUAGUGCACUUCGGAGUGUACACUUCUAUCUGUAGUGCACUUCCAUCUGAGUGCACACUUCUAAGUGUACACUUCUGUCUGUAGUGCACUUCUAAGUGUGCACUUCUGUCUGUACAUAAUAUUGUAGCUCACGAUGGCUGCUGCAGAGUUCUUUAGAUAAAGGAGACCAUGUAUAAUAGGAAUGUAAGAGGUAUUUUUACAAGAGCUAAGCUGUAGAUCAUAAGACACAGUAAAUAUGAUUUGGACCCAA